UGUCGCGAGACUUUAGAUAUUGCUAGCGUCGUGACAAAGUCUCCAGUGGGACUGGCUGUAGUGCACUGCAGAGGUAUUUUUUCCGAAUCGCUGGCCCGAUCAGCAGCCAACACAUCUUUUUACUCUGUCGCGACGAAAUGCUCAUUCGUGUCUUUUGAUUUUUUGUUCUCGCUUCCCUACCUCACUUGCCCAUGAUUUUCGUGUUUGCACCAGGUGCAUUUGACGCAGGCGCGAAACGGGGCUUGUUGGGUCAUUCUAAGUGGCCAGAGAUGGCGCCUUCUUGAUGGGUCGCAUGUUUGCUGCCUCUCUCUUCCAUCAUAGAUCGCACCUCGACGGGACGGGAGGAUUUGCCUCGAAAAGACGGGUCUGGCGUGGUGUGUGCAGACAAAAAAAGCAAUGUUGAGGAUGCGGUUUUGGUUGGGAUUGAUUGAUCGGUACGCCCUCCACAGUUCUCUACCGGCACCUACUGACGAGCAAACAGUACCGGUAAAGCCCCUCUUGGUCUGUGGUCUCGCCAUCUCGUGGAUGAUCAUUUGGGUGUCGCGCGCACGUUAAUCUUCCAUUUGUACUGCUCUUUUUCAAACUGCCCCCUCUUGUACCUAAAACAAAGUACCCAAUGUAAACAACACACUGUUCUCCUAUACUUUUGAUUGUUUCUUCAAGCCACUCUGCCAAGUCAUCAAGCCAGCCAAAAUUCCCCGUCUGCCUACGGUACUGGUUCUGCUACGUCCUACCUACCUUACCCAGUUGCCUCACCCUUGGCGGCCCCUCCUCUCUCGGUUGCCCCACCAAUCCGAUCUCUGUGUGGACAAAACAUCUGAGCCGCAUCAACUUUUGGAACCCAUAUUGAUCCAUCGCGUUGCUGCCAACACCCUUACUUUUUGUCCUUGCAGAUUUGCAAUGAGGAGAUGAUUUGCUGCCUAGAGACUGCUUGGAUCUUUCUGUAAGUGCAUAUAGAAAGCUUGCCGUCUUGCCGCCUCUAGGAGCUUUAUUUUCUGGAACUAGGGCGAGUCCUAGUCUCUUCCAGGCUAGACUGGAUGGUGACGACAAGGUCACUAUUCAGAUCUGAACCUGGAUACCAUCACCUACCUAGGCCGAACUCUGCUCUUGAUUCAGAAACCAUCAGCACAAAAGCUCAACGAGGGCCUGGCCGUUGCCUUUGCGGUUGCAUAGCCGCCUCCGAUGGACUACGAUGAAGACUCCCAACCCACGCAAGCUACCCAGACAUUAGUCGACCCGAGACGCCUAGGCAAGCAGAAUUCGGGGUUUUCCGACGAGGAGAUUGCCGACAUAAUAUGCAUUCUCUACCCCAAAUCCGAAAAUGCCCGCCGGGCAGUGGUCGCACUCGAACGAGACAAUUCGAAGCACUUGGUCUCUAGACCAACCGACAACUCAUCGAACGUCGAUUACUUGUUCGAUGACGAUCCGGCUCAGUUCGGCCUCGCGACAGCCGUCUCAGGCAGCCACGUUAUUGCCUUGAAGUUGUCGGCAACUACCAAAGACCCUGCCCAGGGUUUCACCUUUGGUCGCCACUCAGGGCGAUGCGACAUAUGCUUCACGCACGACCCGCACAAGCGCUUGAGCAACAUCCAUUUUCGCAUCUUCCUCAAUGAGUAUGGUGUGCUUAUGCUCGAGGAUACGUCCACCAACGGUACCGUCGUAGACGAGGUUCUGCUUAAGAAGUCCAAACCCGAACGAUGUGAAACCAAACGGACGCUGAGCAACGGCUCUCAGAUCAAGGUGCUUUUGCAUAACAAUGCCAAUGACCUCGUUUUCCUCGUGCAAGUGCCCAGGCGCGAAGGGCAGCAUGAGGUUGAUUUUAGGCGUAACAUCUUGGUCCACAAGCAGAGAGUGCAGGCUCUGGCAGAUGAAGAAGCUGCAACAAUGGUUCCUGGGCCAGCGGGAGGUCCUCCUGUUUUGUUUCCUAGGGAGGCCUGGGGCACUGAUCAAAGACCACGCCGGCAUCUACAGCAUGAGGCAACCGUUGACUCGGAUGAGAGGCUACCGCGGGAAUGGACCGGCUCGGACCGAUACAACCGCGUGGGUCAGAUAGGCAAGGGAGCCUUCGCUACAGUCCACAAGGUCACGUCAAAGUAUGAUGGGAGGCCAUAUGCCGCCAAGGAGCUGGAUAAGCGUCGAUUCAUGAAGGACGGUGUUUUGGAUCAGAAAGUUGACAAUGAAAUGAAAAUCAUGAGGAGCGUGGCCCAUCCGAAUAUAGUACGUUAUGUCGAUCACCUGGAAUGGGAAAAUCGACUGUUGAUUAUUAUCAUGGAGUAUAUACCCCUGGGAGACCUUGGUGGUCAUGUGCAACGCUACGGCCCCCUUACCGAGCGCUUGGCGAUAGCGACCGCCAAGCAGCUAUCGAGCGCCUUGGGCUACCUUCACACCCACAACAUAACACACCGGGAUGUUAAGCCGGACAACAUCCUGAUACACUCGAGAGACAACGACACCUUCACGGUCAAACUGACAGACUUUGGGCUGUCCAAAAUGGUUGACAACGAGCAGACGUUUUUGCGGACCUUCUGCGGUACUCUCUUGUACUGCGCCCCCGAGGUGUAUUCGGAGUAUCUUGACUAUGACGAAUAUGGAAUACGGCGACCCCAUCAGCGACGGCAGCAUAUUGGUCAACGAUACGACCACGCAGUCGAUUUGUAUUCUCUGGGUGGUGUUCUGUACUACAGCCUGACAGGAAGGCCACCGUUUCCCGCAGAUAACGGCGCAGGUUACGCGGCUUUGCUCAACACUAUCAUGACACAGCCUCUCAACAUCGCACCACUGGAAGCGGUGCGCUUGUCGCAUCAAGGUAUUAACUGUUUGCAGUGGAUGCUAUGGCGGCGACCCGAGCAGAGAGCCACUGUGCAACAAGUGGAAAACCACGAGUGGCUUGGUGGCAACCUCAUGGGAUUUUCUCAGAAUGACGCGGGGAAUACCUCGGAGGAGCUAGGACAAAAGGCAUCUCAGCUCAGCCUGGUAGAUGCCCGUCAGAGGUCGGACCCGCUUAGUGACGACGAAUUCAUCGACGAGGACGACGAAAUGAUGGACAUGGACAGGGCCUCGAGCCGAACGUGGUCGGAGAAUGCUAGUGAAAACCGCACUUUCGGUCGACAGGCUCCUCGCUUAUUUGGGGAGGUCGGUGUCUCGGCUCUGGGCUCGUCUGGUGUGAUUCCAGAGAACAGGCUCAAUCUCUCGCUCGGUGAAGGCAUCAACUUCGAGGAUUCCGAUGUGAUUAGAGACAGUUUCUCCUCUGCCUUGACUGGAAACCAUGUUGAAGAUGACCCUGGUUUGCAGCCCCAUGCAGCGGCGCAGGUCACGAACCAAUGUGCGUUUGAAGAAAACACUGCUGUCGACUGUUUUGUGGCCAAUAGCCAGGCAUCGGAAAACAGCGCAAAUUACGAGGCGUCCCGGGAAGACAUCCAACCUAGCAGAACAGGGCACGAUCUGGGUACUAGCAAACGCCUACUGGCCCUUGACAGCAGUGACGAGAACCCGGGACAAGCGAAGCCCUCCUUCAAGAGGAUCAGAUCAGACACUGCUUACGAUGAAGCGCUGAUUACGUCAGUUCCUCCGCUUGCAUUCCUCGCCUCGGGAAGGCAAAUCAACAACCCUGUCGCAAAGUCGACGUUUUGGGCUGCCAACGACAGAACAACGUGGCACCUCAACUACCCCGAGAUGACGCAGUUACAGCAUGACGCCUUUGUGCAUGCCUCAAAAUCUAGGGGCGAGGAGUUCGGCCCGGGAAGCUCCCUCUGGAAACUCGCGAUGGAAUUCUUUCCUCCUAGUUCAGGGAACAUUCCCGCCCCAGAUGCACAGAACUUGCGUCCCGAAGGCCUCGGUGGCCGACAAGAUAAAGAGUCGAGCCCGAUAACUGACGACUCGCAUUCAAAGGGCAACUCUCGUGGCAUGUCUGGCCUGGUCGUUCCAGUCACUGACAAGCGGCUGGCGGCUACUUUUGAAUCGGCCCCCGGAUCUCUCGUCGAGAACAUCGCUGUACCUGUGGAAGAAACUUUCGUUUCGUUUGGCCGUGCCGAUGAUAACACCAACGCCUAUGGCUUCAAGAAGGAAGUCAAGGUACCAAAGUACGCAUUCAAGCUGAUACUAUGGAGGCCCGGCUUCGAUCCCUCGCGUAACUUCAGGCCAUGGACCUGCGUUCGGGACGCCGACAAGGCACACUUUUACAUUGCGACAAAAGCCACCAACGGGAUCCGUGUCAACGAUUUUGUUAUCCCGUCGCAUGAUCACCGGAACCCGACGACUGCAUGUCGCCACUGGGCUCGUCUAUACAACGGUGACACGGUCACUAUCUGGGGUGACGACCAGCAACAAGCCAAGCUCCGUUUCAGGUGCUUUCUUACUGGUUCGCAAGAACCGCGUGCUCAAGAUGAUUGGCCAGCAGCCUUGGUUUCUGAGAGCGAUGCCGUUAAGCUCGAUGAGGCCUGCACCAAAGCCGAGCGGCGAUUUCCAAAAUUCAUGGAAGACGACCGUAUUAAUUCAGCAGAGCGCCAAGACCAGCAACGGCGCGAGCUCAAUGUCGAACUGGAACGCAAGAGAUCAGAAGUGUUCUACCAGCGCAGAGACGAGGUUGUGAAGGCGCUUACCCAACUCAGGAGGGAGACGACCCAAUCUUCAGAUUCAUGGGGCUUGACCCACGCACAACUCCCUUUGGCCGGAGCUAGUCGGCGGGCCUAUGUUGGCACAAAGAGCCCAUGAUAGUAUAAUUGCACUACAUCUAAGCCGCGCAUUGGAGUGUCGCCGAUGAAGCAACCAGGCCAACCUUGGGCUUGGCGCUGUUGAACACCAGGUUUUUUUUUUCUUUUUUUCUUUUUUUCUUUUUACAUCAAGGGCGUCAAACAGAAUGGCUGGACACGAUUUCCAAGUCUCGACUCCGCAGAUUUUACACAUGUGAUAUGUAAGCCUAUACUUGGCCCAACUUUUCUUCGAUUUGGAAGGGACGAGCUAUGUGGUUGGGCUUUUAUCCUGAUCAUCUGUAUCAAUGGGUUUUGUUCGGAGUUCUUGCCAGGAUGGCUGGAAGAUGGAGUUAUUGGAAGCACCAUAUACCUUUUGCACAAAUCAUCUCUAGCACAAGGUGGUUUACUGUUUUGUAUUUCUUUCCUUCACACAGCCCGGCGGUGGACUUGGGGCAUGAUUGUGGCUACUUUCAAAAUUAACUCUAGACUACUAUUACCCAGUACCCCAUCUGCAAGUACAGACCCUCCCCGAGCUCCAUAUCCCAAUAUUCGAUGCCGAAAACCCCGAGAACAUAUCGUAUGUCUCCGACGAAGCUUAGUUGUCGGUGCUCCACCAGCUUGAUGAGCGGCGUUGGGACCUGCAGGAUGAAAAGUUCCGACAACACCAGAAGUUCGAGCUCACCGAUGAGCGUGAACGUUGCCCGCGGCUCCCUGUCGGCACGAUUGGUAUGGAACGGAAAAGGGCCGCAAAGAUAAUCAGAUUGGCUGUCAUCUGCGCAGGUGGUGAGACAAAGCUAAUCUGGCUCUCAUGUUUUUACUUUUGGACUGAGAAGUCGCCCGGCCGGCAAGGCUCUCAUCAAAACCAUGCCUAAACUACUGUCCUCCAGAGCUGAACCUGGUGCAGAAGAGGCCCAGACAAGUGCCUACGGAUGUCGUGUAGUAAGGAAGCGCCGAAAGUCCAUGUAAAGAAAGACCUCAAGUCCAAACUACCCUCUUAAUUCUAAACCUGGUCAAAAAGAGCACAAAUAAUUGCCUCCAGAUAAGCCGCAACCAAGUCCCGAAAACUCCUAUCUUUGUUCGCCGAAAGUAGCCCGCCAAUAGUAAGGCAUCAAGACAGAAAGCUCAUCAAGGAGAGAAAAGGCCAUCGAGAGAAAAAAUGCCAUCGCAAGAAAGAAAAAGAAACCAAAUACUUCAACUGAACCAACCACCUAUCAACUGAAACAAAACCGUUCAAAAACAAAGCUCGCACAAUCUAUAGAAGUCGACAGGAGCACCGGGUCCUGAGUUGGAAGAGCCAUCAGUUAGGUAGCUAGCAGGCAGGCUCUCACUACCUCAACCGCCGGUCGACCGUAUGGAAGCGGAAACGGUUACGCGGGCUCUUCGGGGAGAGGGGAAUUUGCAUUCUGUUUUGUAUGUAGCAGGUGGGUUUUCACCACUCUACCGCAAAGAGCCAUUUCCACCGGCUUCGUCGAAGCGGGCACGACGAGGCGGGCGCUCUUCCGGGAGAUGAGAUCGUGCCUUCCGCUUGCCAGUGAUCAAGUUCAAUGCGUCUUGUAUCCGAGCAACAUCGUCCGUCUUGUUCUCCAAAUCCUUGACCAUCAACUCCAAGGAAGCUGCCUUGUCCCGCUCAGCUUGUGCCAGGCUUGUCAUUCGGCGAAGCUUCUCUUCCGUG
Molecule: messenger RNA, 6360 nt
Organism: Pyricularia oryzae 70-15
Lineage: Eukaryota; Fungi; Ascomycota; Sordariomycetes; Magnaporthales; Pyriculariaceae
Product: CAMK/RAD53 protein kinase
Exons: 4
Coding region: 1183-4710 (1175 amino acids)
Biological process (GO): peptidyl-serine phosphorylation; autophagy
Cellular component (GO): cytoplasm
Molecular function (GO): protein serine/threonine kinase activity; protein binding; ATP binding
Source: RefSeq, a predicted model, not a curated record